Messenger RNA from Histoplasma capsulatum G186AR, 345 nucleotides. RefSeq names its product DNA-directed RNA polymerase I. Gene Ontology annotation, cellular component: RNA polymerase II, core complex; RNA polymerase I complex; RNA polymerase III complex. The record is from RefSeq and is a predicted model, not a curated record. Bases 1 to 345 code for a protein of 114 amino acids. NCBI's taxonomy places the organism in Eukaryota, Fungi, Ascomycota, Eurotiomycetes, Onygenales, Ajellomycetaceae. Gene Ontology annotation, biological process: DNA-templated transcription. The transcript has a single exon. Gene Ontology annotation, molecular function: DNA-directed RNA polymerase activity.
AUGUCCGACCCUGUCCUUUUUGAAGACACCUUCACCAUAACAGCCAUCAAUGCGCAGAAAUACGACCGUGUAGCGCGUAUCAGCUGUACCUCCUCCGACAACCUAACCACCUUCACCCUCGAUGUGAACACAGAACUAUAUCCCGUCGCGAUGGGAGAGUCAUUAUCUCUCGCGCUUGCGUCGACACUUGCUCUCGAUGGGAAAGAUGAUAGCGCAGGCGGUAGAGGUGCUUGGAGAGAUGUUGGCAUGGGGGAACAAACGUUGGCGAAUGACUAUGACUACGUUUGUCAUGGUAAAGUGUAUCGGUUUGAAGAAGGGAAUACGGCAGAGAAUAUGUGGGUUUAA